UCUCUUUGUGGCAAAGCAUUGUCCAUGAAGCCAGAUCAGGGUCUGGUGAGUGUUGAGGAGGUGUCUGUUCACUUCACGGAGGAGGAGUGGGCUCUCCUGGAUCUGGACCAAAGGAGGCUUCACAAGGAAGUCAUGGAGGACAACCGUCAGGAGGUGGCCUCUCUGGAAAGACUUCUGCUUUUCAAACCUGAUUCCAGAUCAGUAGCCGGAGAAGCAGGAAAUCCACUUUUCGAAGACCCAGAAGAAAAAGAGAGAUCAGCAGAGGUGGAAGGUCCCCAGAAUACGUCCAAGGGAGAACCACAACAGAUCCUGUUGGAAGAAAAACAGCAAAGAAGAAACACUGGAACAAAAUGGAAAAGGGGAAAUGAAUCUUCUUCUUCUCAGGGUGCAGAAUCCCAGGUCUUUGGUACGCACAGAGCAAUCCACACUGGGGAGAAACUAUAUAAAUGCUUUGGGUGUGGAAAGAGCUUUGUUCGGAGUUCACAACUUACUCGCCAUCAACGAAUUCACACAGGAGAGAAGCCAUAUAAAUGCUUGGAAUGUGGAAAGAGCUUUGCUCAACGUUCACACCUUACUUCUCAUCAUCCAGUUCACACGGGGGAGAAACCAUAUAAAUGCUUGGAGUGUGGAAAGAGCUUUGCUUUGAAGGGACAGCUCACUGCCCAUCAACAAAUUCACACAGGGGAGAAACCAUAUAAAUGCUUGGAGUGUGGAAAGAGUUUUGCUCGGAGUUCAUACUUUAUGGUUCAUCAGCGACUCCACAAAGGAGAGAAGCCAUAUAAAUGCUUGGAGUGUGGAAAGAGCUUUGCGCAGAGUCCAAACCUUAUGAGUCAUCAACGAAUUCACACAGGGGAGAAACCAUAUAAAUGCUUGGAGUGUGGAAAGAGCUUUGCUUUGAAGGGAGAUCUUACUGCCCAUCAGCGAAUCCACACAGGGGAGAAACCAUAUAAAUGCUUGGAGUGUGGAAAGAGCUUUAAACACAGAUCAAGCCUUACUUCUCAUCUUAGAAUUCAUACUGGGGAGAAACCAUAUAAAUGCUUGGAGUGUGGAAAAAGCUUUGCUCGGAGUUCACACCUUACUGGCCAUCAACGAAUUCACACAGGGGAGAAACCAUACAAAUGCUUGGAGUGUGGAAAGAGCUUUGCUUCGAAGGGAAAACUUACUACCCAUCAAAGAAUCCACACAGGGGAGAGACCAUUUAAAUGCUCAGUGUGUGGAAAGACCUUCAGCCAGAGCUCGGCUCUCACUUCCCAUCUGAGAAUCCACACGGGAGAGAAGCCGUACAGCUGCUCAGAGUGCGGGAAGAGCUUCAGCCAGAGCUCGGCUCUGACUUCCCAUCAAAGAAUCCACACAGGGGAGAAACCAUAUCCAUGCCUGGAGUGCGGAAAGAGCUUCAGUAAGACAACUGACCUUACAAGGCACCUAAGAAUCCACACGGGGGAGAAGCCGUACAAGUGUUCAGAGUGUGCCAUGAGUUUUUCUCAAGGGGGUAGCCUCAAAUAUCAUCAGAGGCUGCAUCUGGAGGAAGAGCCCUAUAAGUGCCUGGAGUGUGGGAGGAGCUUCAGUAAGAGUACAGACCUUACCAGACACCAAAGAAUCCACAUGGGUGAGAAACCAUUUAAAUGCUCUGUGUGCAGCAAGAGUUUCACUCAGCGCUCAGUCCUUAUCUCCCAUCAACGUAUCCACACAGGGGAGAAACCAUUUCCGUGCCUGGAGUGUGGGAAGAGCUUCAUUAAGAAUUCAGACCUGACAAGGCAUCAAAGAAUCCACACGGGCGAGAAACCGUACAAAUGUUCUGAGUGUACCAUGAGUUUUUCUCAAGGAGGGAGCCUUAAGUAUCAUCAGAGGUUGCACCUCGAGGAAGAAACAUAUAAGUGCUUGGAGUGCGGGAAGAGCUUCGGCCAGAGUGCGAGCCUAGCUUCUCAUCAAAGAGUUCACACAGGGGACAAACCAUAUAAAUGUACUGAGUGUGGGAAAAGCUUCAGUCUGAAGAAGAUCCUCACUGUCCAUCAAAGAAUUCACACGGGGGAGAAGCCAUAUAGAUGCCUGGAAUGUGGGAAAAGCUUCAGGGUGAGUGGAAACCUUACUGUCCAUCAAAGAAUUCACAGAGGGGAGAAACCAUAUAAAUGCCUGGAGUGUGGGAAAAGCUUCACUCAGAGUGGAAAACUUACUUCCCAUCAAAGAACUCACACAGGGGAGAAACCAUAUAAGUGUAUGGAGUGUGGGAAAAGCUUCACACAAGCUGGGAAUCUUCAUGUCCAUGAAAGAAUUCAUGGAUUGGAGAAACCACAUAAAAGCCUAGAGUGUGGGAGAAGCUUCACUCUAUGCGGAAACCUUACUUCCCAUCAAAAAACUCACACAUGGGAAAAAUCAUAUGAAUGCCUGGAGUGUGGGAAAAGCUUCAGGGAGAGUCGGAGCCUUAGUUCCCAUCAAAGAAUUCACACAGGAGAGAAACCAUAUAAGUGCCUGGAGUGUGGGAUAAGCUUCAGUGUGAGGAAGAACCUUAUUGGCCAUCAAAGAAUUCACACAGGUGAGAAACCAUAUAAAUGUAUGGAGUGCGGAAAAAGCUUUAAUUUGAGGAAGAGCCUUACAGGUCAUCAAAGAAUUCACACAGAGGAGAAGCCGUAUAGAUGCCUGCUAUGUGGAAAAGGCUUCAAGGUGAGUGGAAACCUUACUUCCCAUCAAAGAAUUCACACAGGUGAGAAACCAUAUAAAUGUAUGGAGUGUGGGAAAAGCUUCAAUCUGAGGAAGAGCCUUACUGGCCACCAAAGAAUUCACACGGGGGAGAAGCCGUAUAAAUGCCUGCAAUGUGGAAAAAGCUUCAGUCUGAGAGGAAACCUUGCUUCCCAUCAAAGAACUCACACAGGUGAGAAACCAUAUAAAUGUAUGGAGUGUGGGAAAAGCUUCAGUCUGAGGAACAGUUUUACUCGCCAUCAAAGAAUUCAUACGGGGGAGAAGCCGUAUAGCUGCCUGCAAUGUGGAAAAAGCUUUAGUCUGAGGGCCAGCCUUACUAACCAUCAAACAGUUCAUACAGGGGAGAAGCCGUAUAGAUGCCUGCAAUGUGGAAAAAUCUGCCGAAAAUAUAUACUAACUUCCCAUCAAAGAAUGCACAAAGGGGAGAAACCAUAUAAAUGCCCAGAGUGUGGGAAAACCUUCAGUCAGAGUGGGCACCUUUCCUACCAUCAAAGAAUUCACACAGGGGAAAAACCACAUAAAUGCCUUGAAUGUGGAAAAAGCUUUAGUCAGAGUGGAAACCUUGCUUCCCACAAAAGAAUUCACACAGGAGACAAACCAUAUAAAUGCCUGGAGUGUGGAAAAGACUUCAGUCAGAGUGGAAACCUUGCUUAUCAUCAAAAAGUUCACACAGGGGAGAAACCAUAUAAAUGCCUGGAGUGUGGGAAAAUGUUAAGUGACCAUAAAAGCCUUACUUGCCAUCAAAGAAUUCAUACAGGGGAGAAACCAUAUAAAUGCUUGGAGUGUGGGAAAAGCUUCAGUCGGAGUGGAAACCUUAAUGUCCAUCGAAGAAUUCACACAGGGCAGAAACCAUAUAAAUGCAAGGAAUGUGGAAAAAGCUUCAGCAGUGGUGGACACCUUUCUUCUCAUCAGAAAGUUCACAGAGGGGAGAAACGAUAUAAAUGUUUAGAGUGUGGGAAAAGCUUCAGAUGGAGUGCGGAACUUAUUCCCCAUCAAAGAAUUCAUAGAGGGGAGAAACCAUAUAAAUGCCUGCAGUGUGGGAAAAGCUUCACUCAGAGUGGAGGCCUUGCUUGUCAUCAAAGGAUUCACACAGGAGAGAAACCAUAUCAGUGCCUGGAGUGUGGGAAAAGCUUCAGUCAGGGAGGAAGUCUUGCUUCCCAUCAAAGAAUUCACACAGGGGAGAAGCCAUAUAAAUGCAUGGAAUGUGGGAAAAGCUUCAGAGUGAGGGACAGCCUUACAAGCCAUAAAAGAAUUCACAUGGGGGAGAAGCCGUAUAGAUGCCUGCAAUGUGGGAAAAGCUUCAGGAACAGUGGAAGCCUUGCUUCCCAUGAAAGAAUUCACACAGGGGAGAAACCAUAUAAAUGCCUAGCAUGUGGGAAAAGCUUCACACAAGGUGGGAAUUUUCAUGCUCAUAAAAGAAUUCACAGAGGGGAGAAACCUUAUAAAUGCCUAGAGUGUGGGAGAAGCUUCACUGUACAUGGAAACCUUACUUCUCAUCGGAGAAUUCACACAGGUGAAAAACCAUAUAAAUGCCUGGAGUGUGGGAAAAGCUUCAGGAAGAGUAAUCACCUUACUUCCCAUCAAAGAAUUCACAUGGGAAAAGCUGUAUAAAUGCCUGGAGUGUGGGAAAAGCUUCAGUCCGAGAGGCAACCUUGCUUCCCAUGAAAAAAUCCAAACAGGUUAAAAAUCAUAUAAAUUCCUGGAGUGUGGGAAAAGUUUUAACCAGAGUGGACAUUUUACUUUCCAUCAAAGGAUUCACACGGGGAGAUGCCAUAUAGAUCAUUGUAUUGUUGAAAAAGCUUCAGGGUGAGGGGAAGCCUUACUUCCCAUGAAAGAAUUCACAUGGGGGGGCAUGGCGAUGCCAAUUUGAAAAUGGCCGCCUGAAUCUACCGCUCCGAGGAUAACCUCCCCUCUUCUAAUCACCAAGCAAACAAACUGAGAGAUUAACAGGAACAGUGUAUGGAGACAGAAAGAGAAACACUUCCUCAACACAAAAAUAUCAAAAACAGUAAGGUACAAGUAAAAAUAAACACAGCAUUGGGAUCGUUUCUGCCAGCGCAGUGCCGCUUAAUAACUGCCAAAAUGGCGCUGACCAAUACUGAUGCAGAAAAACAAAAUGCCCCUGUCACAACUGCCUACCUAGCAGCGGCGUUUGUUGAAAAUCAAAAGACAAUGCUAGACAGUUAAUCCACAAUGCUGAAACCUAUAUAUGACCAGUUAGAAUAAUGCAGAAAAGUAUCAGAGAAACAAAAGGCAUUGCCGAAACCGUGAUAACUAACACCAUACUAAAUCAAAAUGCUAUACGUGAAAUACAUUAGAG
Gekko japonicus is the source of this 5014-nucleotide messenger RNA. RefSeq names its product zinc finger protein 850-like. The record is from RefSeq and is a predicted model, not a curated record. Bases 25 to 4305 code for a protein of 1426 amino acids. Lineage: Eukaryota; Metazoa; Chordata; Lepidosauria; Squamata; Gekkonidae. Gene Ontology annotation, biological process: regulation of immune system process; negative regulation of transcription by RNA polymerase II; regulation of cytokine production. The transcript is spliced from 7 exons.